Thunnus maccoyii (southern bluefin tuna) is the source of this 2776-nucleotide messenger RNA. Its product is annotated as transcription elongation regulator 1-like protein. Gene Ontology annotation, cellular component: nucleus. Gene Ontology annotation, molecular function: transcription coregulator activity; RNA polymerase binding. NCBI's taxonomy places the organism in Eukaryota, Metazoa, Chordata, Actinopteri, Scombriformes, Scombridae. The record is from RefSeq and is a predicted model, not a curated record. The transcript has 16 exons. The coding region runs from base 428 to 2185 and encodes 585 amino acids.
AGCUUUAAUCGGUUUGUACCAGGGAGAGAGAGAGAGAGAGGGGAAGGGAAGAGAGAGAGAGACUCCGUGACCGGAACGCGCUCUGCUGCACGCGGACUUCGGUAUUUUUCUACCUACAGACGUCGCAUCGUCCGCCGCUGCGUGACACGCGCGGUGUGUGUCUGUUUGAACCGGGAGUCUCUCCGCCUGUCUGUCGGUAUUUUUUAAAGUCACUGUUGCUUCUCGUCAGUCCCGGUGUGCUUAUACUUUCACCUGUACCGGAUGUGAGGAUGAUCUGCAGACCUCCGUGAGGACCUGAGAGCUGCAGCCGGUGGAGGGAGCCGACAUACAGGACGUGACCGGACCGGAGAGAGUCGGCGGUCCCGCCGUUUGACGCGCAGUUUACCGGGACAGAAGCCGGAGACGCUCCGCUGGUGGUGAUGUCAUCAUGAUGUUGCCAGUCUCGAGGUUUAAAGGUCACCAGCCUGUUGGCAUGGUAACCACCACUGCAAUGCCCUGGUUGUCCAUCAACAGUGAACCUGCCCCCCACUGGCUGUGGUUGGCCAGCUGGUCUGGGGCAGCAUACCAGGCCACACCCCCUCUGGUCUUCUACCCUCCAGCUGUGUGGAUACCUGAACACACACACCUGAUGCCUGAACACGCACACCUGAUACAGUGGGAACGUCCAGCUGUUGAAGUCGUUCCUGUCCUCCCUCCAUUCUAUCGCUCUUCACCUCUUCAUCCUCUUCAUCCUCUCCCCAAGUUGACCGAAGGCUGGAUCUCACCUGAGGAAGUGGGCGUGUUCCAGAGGCGAGACAAACACCUCCGACUGACCAAUCAGAUCAUCCAGAGGCCAGGUGGACACGCCCUCAGGACCCAUCUGCUGCUGUCUCCUUCUCGACUCUCAGGUCGUGUGAGAAGAGACACUACAAAGACCAGAGAGACUGAGCCAGAAGACUCCUCUUCUUCCUCUUCAUCCUCCUCACUGCACCUCCUCUCUGUGUCUCCUCUACAUCAGCCUCUCCACUCUGCUCCUCCUCCUACAGGUGGAGCUUACCAGAAGUGGGCGGGGCUUCACACACAGCGAGACAAGGAGGCGUGGCCUCUCAUUCUAAUCAAUCAACGGUGCAGAGGGGCAUGGCUACGGCCAAUCGUCAGCCUGGAGAGAAGACUGUGUUCACCAAUACAGCAGUGUAUGUUUGGACCUGUCUCACCCUCUCAGCUCUGCAUUGAUAAGUGGCCUGUCGUACCUUUCCAGGUCAUGAAGGACGUUCCUCCUUCUUUCUUCUCCUCACGGUUUUCUUCUAGAUUCACUCUGCUGACCAACUACAGACGCCAGAAGCGAGGGAUAGGUGGAGGUAAAGUCUCCUAUGGAGGAGCAUUGCUGCUGAGGACAAACAGAGCGACGGAAGAGAACAAACAGUGUGUUAGUGUGUCUUUAGACAGAGGAGAGGAGGAAGAUGAGGAGGAGGGAGGUGAACGAGGGAGAAAAGACAAACGUCCUGUCGCAUCCACUCCUGUCCCGGGAUCGCCAUGGUGUGUGGUGUGGACUGGAGAUGACCGGGUCUUCUUCUUCAAUCCCACAAUGCACCUGUCUGUCUGGGAGAGACCAGGGGAGCUGAUUGGCAGAGACAUCAGCCAGAUCAUCGAGGACCCGCCCCAUAAGAGGAAGAAAACGACACCUGAUGAUAACAGCUCCAGCUGUCAUUCAUCUGGUCUCCAUGGAGAUGAUGAAGAAGAUGAACACAACUCCAAGAGGAACAGAACGGAGGAGUCGAUGUCUCUCGUCCCUCGUCCAGGAGACGUCAAGCUCCUCCCACUGGAGCUCCGCAUCACUCAUUUUAGGGAAAUGAUGCUGGAGAGAGGGGUGUCGGCGUUCUCCACCUGGGAGAAGGAGCUCCAUAAGAUGGUGUUUGACCCUCGAUACCUUCUGCUGACCUCAGACCAGCGAAAACAGGUGUUUGAUCAAUUUGUAAAGAGCAGGGUGAAGGACGAGUACAAAGAGAAGAAGAGUAAACUCCAUAAAGCUCGAGAGGAGUUCAAACAGCUGCUGGAUGAGGCGAAGAUCACCAGCAGGGCCAAUAAUGCAGAAAUCAAAGAACAGUUUGAUGUGAAGAACUCAUGUCAGAUGGAACCUGAUAGUUCUACAGUCACGAAAUGUUGGACAUUAAAUAAAUUAUUUUCUUUUCCAGCAUUAAAAUGCUGAAUGCUUUCAAAGCUUCUCCACCCUGCAGGGAUUCAUUUAAUUUUUGACCAAAACGUUGUCAAAUUUAAACAAAACAAGUCACUGCAGAUUAUAACAAUAAUGAAGUUCCAGGUUUGUGAAAUACACAGAUUUCUUGAAACAAUAUGGAGGACACGGUCAGUUUCCUUUAUUCCGAAAUCAUCUUAAAUACGAUGAGAUCAGUCAUGUGACAGUCAUUUGUGUCACAUGUUCAUUGAUAGUCCCCAGAGGAUGAUCUCAUUGGUUCAGCCUGGAUAGAGGCGGAGCUAUCUGUUGUCUGUAAACCAGAUUCACUCUGGAUUCUCCUUCAUGUCUGAUGUGUUUUUAUUGACGUGUUUGUUUUCAGGACGCUGCUGUAAAUAAACAAGCAACAACAUUUUCUAAAGACCACCGUGACUCUGAGUGAUGUACAGUAAACCCCGCCCCCCCCGUCACCUGUCAGCACUACGCUGAGCUGUGAUUGGACAGAUCCUCAUGUUGACAGUUCUUAUGAAAGUGUCCUGAUGUUUUGAUUGGAUGUUUUCUUUUAGCGUCCUGACUUCUCAUUGGACAGUGUCUGUGUGUUGAAAUGAU